Pistacia vera is the source of this 1675-nucleotide messenger RNA. RefSeq names its product COMPASS-like H3K4 histone methylase component WDR5B. The record is from RefSeq and is a predicted model, not a curated record. Gene Ontology annotation, cellular component: Set1C/COMPASS complex. NCBI's taxonomy places the organism in Eukaryota, Viridiplantae, Streptophyta, Magnoliopsida, Sapindales, Anacardiaceae. The transcript is spliced from 3 exons. Gene Ontology annotation, molecular function: histone binding. The coding region runs from base 279 to 1214 and encodes 311 amino acids.
CCCUUCUUUUUCUUUUUGAGUUAUCAGUAUCUGACUCAAACUCCAUUAAGGAAGUUGUUCAUUCUCCUGCAAAUCAUCUCUUCUCUUACGGCAUGUAUGUUUCACUCCUCUCUGGAUUCUAAUCCCAAUGCAUCAAAUUUGCUUUUCAAUCUGAGAUCAAACACAAUAGCUUUGUGUGGUGAGAUUGAUUGACCGACAUGAUUCUGCUCAUGGUUUGUAACAGAUUAACUGAUUAAUUGAGUCUUGCUCCUCAAUUAAUUGCCAGUUAGUAACAAUCAAUGUCCAGUGCUACCCCAGCGUACAGACCCUACCGCCAUUUAAAAACCCUAACGGCUCACAGUCGUGCUGUUUCGUGCGUGAAAUUCUCCAAUGAUGGAACCCUGCUUGCCUCUGCCUCUCUUGAUAAAACAUUGAUAAUAUGGUCGGCCUCGACACUCUCCCUUAUCCACUGCCUUGUUGGUCACUCCGACGGCAUAUCGGACCUUGCAUGGUCUUCUGAUUCUCACUACAUCUGCUCAGCUUCUGAUGAUCGCACCCUACGCAUCUGGGAUGCACGUGCCCCCUUUGACUGCCUAAAGACUCUUCGUGGGCACUCGGACUUUGUCUUCUGUGUGAAUUUUAAUCCUCAGUCUAAUCUGAUCGUAUCAGGAUCAUUUGAUGAAACAAUUCGUGUUUGGGAGGUGAAGACAGGGAAAUGUAUGCGCAUGAUUCAGGCUCAUGCAAUGCCUGUUACUUCUGUGCAUUUUAACAGGGAUGGUUCACUGAUCGUGACUGGGAGUCAUGAUGGAUCUUGUAAGAUUUGGGAUGCAGGGGAAGGCACAUGCUUGAAGACGCUUAUUGAUGAUAAGGAUCCUGCUGUGUCCUUUGCUAAAUUUUCUCCCAAUGGGAAGUUCAUUCUUGUUGGCACUCUCGACAGCACUCUUAAGCUGUGGAAUUACUCAGCGGGUAAGUUCUUGAAAGUCUAUACAGGUCAUACAAACAGAGCUUAUUGUAUAACAUCCACGUUCUCUGUAACAAACGGGAAGUAUAUUGUUAGUGGAUCAGAGGACAAGUGUGUUUACUUAUGGGAUCUGCAGCAAAAAACUAUGCUUCAAAAGCUUGAAGGCCACACUGACACAGUGAUUUCUGUAACCUGUCACCCCACUGAAAACAAAAUUGCUUCUGCCGGCCUUGAUGGUGAUAGAACAGUGAGGAUCUGGGUUCAAGAUGCAUGAGUUGUUUGAAAUGAUAUAUGAAUUAGUUAUUUGUGGUGAGACAUGUAGAUGUUGUCUCUGAACAUGUUAUUUCAUUUCUAUUAAAAAAAAAAAAAAAAAAAAAAAAAUUGCAUGUCAAUUCUGUUUGUUUGAGAUGCCUGGUUAACAUAUAAGUAGAAUUUGUUAUGAUAAUGUGGUUUACAUGGGAAUGGGAUAAUCACAUAUAAUGUAUCCUUCUUACAGAAUAGCUUCAAAAAUGUAUGGUGAGGUGAGGUUUGGAGUUACAUGGUAAUGUUAUUGGCAACAAAGUCAGUAACUGAUCACAUUAAUGUUGCUGUGUUUUCUUGUAUCUAAUAAGGUGUUAGUUAUAUUUUAUGCUGUUUUCUUCAGUUAUUGUUUUGGGUGAAUCCUCUGCAAUUUAAGCUACGCGAAGGGUCCAUUGGGGCAUUUCGUUUCAGAUUUAAAUGAAGGAUGUGAUUUUU